GCGGGCUGCGGCGCCGGCGGAGGCGGGCGGGCGGCGCACCGGGCAGCGCACCGGGAGGGCCGUGCCGGCGUUCCUGCCGGCGAGGAGGCGGCCGCAUGACGGAGAGGCGGCAGCGGGCCCGUGUGCAGGGCGGCUGGGCCGGCGGCCCGGCGGGGCGGCUCGCAGGCAAGGCCCGGCUCGCAGCACCGGAGGCACCUGUGGCCAGCAGCCCUGCCCCUGCAGGCGCCGGACCAGCAUGGAGGAGGAAAGAUCAUUCUCACACUCAAAAGCAAUUUGUCUUUGAAAAGCCGUCAGAGUUGGAGCGCAAAGUUCCUGCGGCAGGUGUGAUAGACAAGCCUGGUGUGUAUGAGCUCAGCAAAGAACCAAGUGGCAUUUCUAGGAUUCAUUUGAUUCCUGGCUUUAUUGACUCAGAACAAGCAGACUGGAUGUUUCAACAGCUCCUCCAAGACAUACCCUGGGGUCAGAGAACUCACAUCAGGCAGGAAGUAUCUUUUGAGGAACCAAGGCUUACCUCCUGGUAUGGGGAACUUCCUUACACAUACUCCAGGAUAACAAUGCAGCCAAACCCAAAUUGGCAUCCUCUGCUGACCAUGCUAAAGCAGCGCAUUGAAGAGUUCACUGGCCAUACCUUCAACUCUCUUCUCUGCAACCUCUACCGAAACGAGAAGGACAGUGUAGACUGGCACAGUGAUGAUGAACCAUCACUGGGAAAAAAUCCCGUCAUUGCCUCCCUCAGCUUUGGUGCUACCCGGACUUUUGAGAUGAGGAAGAAACCCUCCCCUGAAGAAAAUGGGGACUAUACUUACGUAGAAAGACUAAAGAUCCCACUUGAUCAUGGGACUCUGCUGAUGAUGGAAGGAGCUACUCAGGAGGAUUGGCAGCAUCGAGUGCCUAAAGAAUAUCAUUCUAGAGAUGCACGGAUAAACUUGACCUUUAGGAUCAUUUAUCCAGAGCCUGAUGGAGUUUGGAAGUGAGGAGGCACUUUGGGCAUCGUUGGAUAUAAAUCCACAGCAGAUCCAGAACUUUGGAUUGCUACAGAUGUAAAGAAAGACUUACAGGAAGAGUUCUGUGAAAUAUCUGAUGAGGAAAAGAAUAUCAUGAAGAUCUUUGAUAAUCAGAAGCUGCCUGUGUUAUGUGGACAGUGCUGGUUUGUUUUCAGCAAUGGUAUGAUACUAAAUCACAGACUUAAAGUUUAUGAAAUGAAACAAUGAUCAUUCCUAAAAGAACGCAAAACACAUGAAAGAUCUGAGAGACACCGACUGGAGCAGAAAGAUGCAGUGAGCAGUUAUUUUUGCACCUUCUCUUGUCUCAUUUUCCCCCUCGGUAGUGAUCUAUGGUCUAAGUAACGACAAGGCAGGAAUCUCUGAUAUAAAGCCAACUGUAUUUGUGCUGUGUGUACAGAAAUGACAAAGCUGCACUUAAUGCUGACCUCUGAGUGUUCCUCACUUCACCAUGAGGCAGUGAAUUACUUUUUAUCUUCAGGUUGCAAAGUCUGUUCCAAUGAAGCAGUCAGUUUCAUUAUUUAUAUAAAUAUUUGAAUUAUGCCAAUGUCUAGUAGAAGGGAGGGUCAGGGCUCCCUUCUGCUAUGCACUCUGUGGUCAGACUCUAUCCUGUUUGUUCGUGCAGUCAAGACAGAGGGAAACAACAAAGACACCUUAACCGUGAGCCUUAUCAGCCAGCUUGAAGCUGCCCAUUGCUGGAGUAUUAACAGUUCGCCAUCCCUGCUGGCUUAAAACUGGUUACCGUUGUGUCAUAGGCAGGAAAAUAGACACAAAGACAUGAAGAACAUUACUUUCAGAAUUUGCUAACAAAUUCUUAGUUUCUUUUUUUUGUGUUUCUUUUUAGUACAACUAAGUUGUGGCUUCCAGUGGUUUCAGGUUGGACAGGAAAUGUCAGCAUCUCUAAAAAUUAGGCUUGUGCUGCCAAAUUUGAUUCCCAGAAUAACUGGUCCAAAGAUUUGGACUCAAAUUAUUAUAACCACAGUGUCAGUCAGUUGCAAAGCUACACCAAGUAGAGUGUGGUAGCACCAGCUGUAGUGCUCAGUCUGGUCCUAUUGCUCCUCGGUGAAUGCAUGUUGCAUUAAAGAAUAUUACUUGGAGGGUUAUCUCUUGAACCUCUGCUGUUACAGAGAAGCAGUCAGCAGCUCAGACCUGAUUCUAGGUUGACUUGAUGGGAUUCUUCAAACUUGCCUGCCCUAGGGACGUCUCACCUGUUGGUAGGAACCAGUGAGCUGGUAACUGCUGUCUGGAUGGUAAGUCAGGUGCUGCCUGCGUGGUUAAGUUCUCGCUGCAGCUAAAUGACAUCCACAGUACUGGAUCAACACACGGGUUUGGUAAUCUGUCUUCACUUUCUGCCUGAAGUACGAUCCAAGCCUGGGUAAAUACUCUGUGACUAGGAACAGGUUCACAAGCGACAACCUAGUGUCCCGCCUCAGUGCUAAUAUAACUUGUUGUUUAGAAAAUAUCUGUCUUUUCAUAGCCAGCAUUUGCUGUAGUUUAAAAUUCUUAUUUAAUGAGCGCAGUCAAGUUAUUAAUACUGAAUUAUGCCUAUGUUUUAAUGUUAUUGAUGACCUGAAGGACACACUGUCAGGUCAUUUCAAUCUCUGUGCUCUGAAAUUGGGCAAAAUAAUUUUCUUUGUAUAUCAAACAACUCUAAAAGCAGCUUCUCUGAUUGAAGCACCAUACAGCUUUUGAAAUAGGUUAUUCUUCUAAAAUGAAUGAAUGUUAUUAGAAAACUUACUUUGUUAUCUAAUAAUGUCUUUACUUUCAUCUCAGUUUGUAUAGAAAUGUGUUUUGUGAGUAUUUUAAGUGUUAAUUCUUUGCAUGCGAAUCUGAGAUCCAGGCUCUGUGAUGUGUCUCCUGAGAAUGAGUGUUGAAGGAGGCAGACACUUUCACGUUUACUUUCCUUGGGUAACUGGAGCUGCGUGCACAUCCCUGUGUGUGUGUGCAGAGCUUUGGCUGCGCUGACAGAGCAUGGUUGUCCUUAACCAAGGGGCAAUGCUAAUUUCUUCAGGUGUUCUGACGAGACUUUAUCUGUUGGUACAAGCUACAUUUAUUUACACUGUGUUAAGAGCAGUCAUGCCUCAAGAGACAGUAGAAGAUGGGGACUAGACAGAAACUUUUAACCUCCUCAAACCUCAGCCUGUGGAAAUUGCAGCUCAUUUGGAUUCAGUGAAGCUGUGGCACAUAACUGAUGGUGGGGCUCUGCCGGCUGAUACUGCUGCAGAAGAACAGUUUUUCUCUUCCUUUCUCAGUUUCAAUUUAUAAUGUUAACAAAUUGGUUUUUUAGUUUCUUUGCUUCCUUUGAUUGGGCGAAGACCAAGGUUUCAAUUCCAGGAAUAAAAUUAUUUGUAAGAGAAA
This is a messenger RNA of Columba livia (rock pigeon), 3359 nucleotides long. It is a transcript of the gene ALKBH3, whose product is annotated as alkB homolog 3, alpha-ketoglutarate dependent dioxygenase. Gene Ontology annotation, cellular component: nucleus. The coding region runs from base 96 to 974 and encodes 292 amino acids. NCBI's taxonomy places the organism in Eukaryota, Metazoa, Chordata, Aves, Columbiformes, Columbidae. Gene Ontology annotation, molecular function: dioxygenase activity. The record is from RefSeq and is a predicted model, not a curated record. The transcript is spliced from 9 exons. Gene Ontology annotation, biological process: DNA repair; DNA alkylation repair.